Grus americana (Whooping crane) is the source of this 856-nucleotide messenger RNA. RefSeq names its product butyrophilin subfamily 3 member A2-like. The transcript has 4 exons. NCBI's taxonomy places the organism in Eukaryota, Metazoa, Chordata, Aves, Gruiformes, Gruidae. The record is from RefSeq and is a predicted model, not a curated record.
CACUGGCAGUUAUUCUGCACCGCAAACUGGGCAAACAUUGGAUUUAUUGGGCAGCCUGGUGCAGCUCAUGCUUCUGCACUCCGGACGCAGAUGUGGCUCCCCGCGAGCCCCGGGGGGCCUCCUGAGUUAUUUGGUGACUCUGCACGUCCUGCGGCUGGGAUCAGCUGACUUCAGAGUGGUGGGACCAGACCGCCCUCUCCAGGUCACCGUGGGGCAGGAUGUUGUGCUGCCAUGUCACUUGUCCCCCAGCAUGGAGGCUCGAAGCUUGGACAUCAGGUGGAUCCGGCAUCCAUUCUCUGAAACGGUGCACCACUACUGAAAUGGAGAGGACCUGUACAGGGAGCAGAUGGAGGAAUAUGUUGGGAGAACAGAGCUGGUCAGGGAUGGUCUCUCCCGUGGAAGCCUGGACUUGCGAAUCUCUGGGUUGAGACCCUCUGAUGAUGGUCAGUACGUCUGCACUGUGACAGAUGAUGCCUCUUAUGGAGAAGCUACGGUGGAUGUGGAGGUGUCAGCCACAGGCUCUGUCCCUCAGCUCUCCCUGGAGGCUUACGAGGACGGAGGCAUCCGGGUGGUGUGUCGAUCGGCCGGCUGGUACCCACAACCGGAGGUGCUGUGGAAAGAUCUCGACGGGCACCGUCUCCCCUCGGUCUCCCAGAGACUUUUCUUGGAUUCAAGGGGCCUAUACGAUAUCGAAGGCAUCAUUGUUGUGUCCAAUGGGAACAGACAUGGGAAGUGGUCCUGUGUGGUCAGGAACAGCCGCCUCAACCAGGAGCAGGCGACGUCCCUGCACAUCUCAAGUGCAACGAUGGCAGCCAGACCCUGCGGCGCUGGCAGCAGGUUUCCUACGUUGCUUUGA